Molecule: messenger RNA, 1330 nt
Organism: Megalobrama amblycephala (Wuchang bream)
Lineage: Eukaryota; Metazoa; Chordata; Actinopteri; Cypriniformes; Xenocyprididae
Gene: trh
Product: thyrotropin-releasing hormone
Exons: 3
Coding region: 165-857 (230 amino acids)
Biological process (GO): hormone-mediated signaling pathway
Cellular component (GO): extracellular region
Molecular function (GO): thyrotropin-releasing hormone activity
Source: RefSeq, a predicted model, not a curated record
UAUAAAACAGUCGUGCGACAUUCACGCUCCACUCACUGACCUCGGCCUGAACGGGUCACCACAGCAGAGGCUCGAGGAACGCUACAUCUGCACUUUCCUUCAUCAACAGAGUUUCUGCAACAGGCUACAAGUAAAGAUCUAUCCACUGCAGGACAGAGGUUGUCAUGAGGGCGGCGUGUGUGAUCAUCUUGGCCUCUCUGACGGUGUUCCUGUCACCCGGGCUCCAGUGCCAGGCUCUGCCGGGUGAGGGUGACCCGUCUCUGGACGAGCUCUUCCAGCGCGCGGAGACUCUGCUCAUCCGCUCCAUCCUCACACAGAUGGAGGACGAGAACAACGACAACGGAGAGCAGCUCGUGUCCCCGACGGACUGGAUGGAGAAGAGGCAGCACCCGGGAAAGAGACAGCAUCCCGGCAAGCGCGAGGACGCGGACUACGAAGACGACGCUCCUGCUCUCCAGAAGAGACAACAUCCCGGGAAGCGCGAGGACGAAGAGAGCGCGAGGCUGAGAAGGCAGCAUCCCGGGAAGCGUCUGUCUCUGGAGCAGAUGAUGCUGGAGGAACCCAGCGCCCAGAGCGAGCUGUCCAAACGGCAGCAUCCCGGGAAACGCUACCUGAUGCUGCUCCACAAGCGACAGCAUCCCGGCCGGCGCGAGCUGCACGAGGCAGCGGCAGCGGGAGACUUUUCGGACCUAGCGAAGCGUCAGCAUCCCGGGAAGAGACUGUGCGAGGACUGGGACGAGGCGGGCUGUGAUCAAGCCAGCAUCCUGCUCGAGCUUCUGGACAAAAGUCGCGCGGAGGAGAAGCGACAACAUCCCGGGAAACGGGAGUUAGAGGACGAUCUGACGGAGCAAGAGUAACUGUGUGAAGUUGAUAAAGCGGAUGAAUAAGUGUGUGUGCGUUGAUUUCCAUGGAAAACGCGCCUGUCUCCAUGUGUUUACUGCGUUUCUCAUGUCGUUAAAGCAAGAGAGGGAAAACACUAAAUCUCGUUUAACUCUGUUUUUCGUUUCUACAGCAACUGUGCGCGCGGGAACACCUUAAAAUACUAUACAUGUGACCCAACUAGAUCCAUACUCUAUUCGCAUUCGGUCUGUUUUGGGAAACAUUUCACUAAUGCAUGUGAUCAGAAAACAUCUCCAGCGGCAUUUCCAGUGUAAAUCCCAUUUAAUUUGGUUCGCAAAACAACGAAACGGGUUACCGAGAUAUUUUUCUACAGUAGCGUACUUCUUGCAUGACCUGACCUGUACAUUUUCAUGAUUUAUUUUUGUUCUAUUGAUAAAGAAGAGCAUAUAAAUGACAAUGAUGUUGUACAAUAAAAUGCUUUCGAUGCGAA